Molecule: messenger RNA, 657 nt
Organism: Saccostrea cuccullata (small rock oyster)
Lineage: Eukaryota; Metazoa; Mollusca; Bivalvia; Ostreida; Ostreidae
Product: deleted in malignant brain tumors 1 protein-like
Exons: 5
Coding region: 1-657 (218 amino acids)
Cellular component (GO): membrane
Source: RefSeq, a predicted model, not a curated record
AUGUCACAUCCAAUUUGUAUACGGCUUGUUGGUGGGAGUUACACUGGUGAAGGGCGUGUCGAAGUCAAGUACCAUGACGCCUGGGGAACUGUCUGUGAUGAUGGUAUUAUUGACACUAACGCUAAAAGUUGUUUGUCGAGAGUUGGGAUGUGGCAUGGCGCGAUUCAAAAGCAGAGUGCUCCAUUUGGACAAGGGACGGGGUCAAUAGUUCUAGAUGAUGUAUCUUGCACAGGAACAGAAAAGUCCAUAGCAAGUUGUCAGCAUAAUGGGUUUACAAUAACCAACUGUAACCAUAGUGAAGACGUCGGUGUUGUGUGCUUUUCAGUCCGCUUGAUUGGAGAAUCGACAUCUAAUGGAACAGUGAUUGUAAAACUGGGAAAUACAGAGGGGAGUGUCUGCGAUGACAACUGGGAUAAUGAUGACGCUAGUGUUGUUUGUGGGAUGCUGGGAUACAAUGGCACUACAGCUCAGACAGUAUCUAACGCUCGUUUUGGAGAAUUUUCUGGGCAGAUGUGGAUGGAUGGAGUCAAUUGUGGGGAUAGUGAAUCAGCUCUUGCUAAGUGUACCUUCAACGGAUUUGGAAAAAAUGACUGUAGUCAUAGCGAAGAUGCUGGCGUAAUAUGUUACUGUAGUAAUCUGCCUUACAGAGUUUAUUGA